UGAAAAUGGAGCUGGUUCAUGCACGCUCAUGGAGCUGUUGAAAAAGUGAGCUGAACAAGCUAACGUUAAGCUGAAGUUUAGGGUGUUGUUAGGUCUCAUGAUCAUCUCUAGAAUUUGGGAUUUGGGGAAAAUAUCGAUUUCAUUUUGAGAUAGCAUGGAUGUAAAGCAGGAAACUGGUGGUUGCGAGUAUCUCUUGGGCACAGAAGGAGAAGGAAAAUGUGCAGAUGUAUCAUAUGAACAAGAGCAAGGUCAAACCAUCAUCAUCAUUAAACAAGACAUAGAUGAAGACAUGAUGAACAAGGAUACAACUAUGCAUAAUGAGAUUGAGAGUGAAGAGGACAAGAGACUAUUGCCCAUGAUAGAAUGCAGUGAAGAGAAGUCAUAUCGGUGUUUACAAUGCAGUAAGACAUUCAUGGAUGAGAGCACUUUAAUUCUACAUCUGAAAGCAUGCUUUAGAGAAGAGGGAUCUGUUAGCAGUCUUAGAACAAAGUUAGAUAUGAGCUUUAAGUGCCCCCAUUGUGAUAAGAAUUUUGAAUCCCAGGAUCAUCUUAUGACCCAUGUGAGCACACACACUGAAGAAGAGUUUUAUCAUUGCUCUCAUUGUGAGAAGCGAUUUUCUAACAACAGCAAUCUUACACUUCAUAUAAGUGCACACACAGGAGAAAAAAUUUAUCAUUGCUCUCAUUGUGAGAAGAGAUUUUCUAGUAGCAGUAUUCGUUCCCGUCAUAUAAGAAGACACAUGGGAGAAAAGCCUUACAGUUGUUCUCAUUGUGAGAAGAGAUUUUGUUACAAGAGCGAACUUACUCGUCAUACAAGAACACACACAGGAGAAAAGCCUUAUCAUUGCUCUCAUUGUGAGAAGAGAUUUUCUAACAAGACCAAUCUUACUCAUCAUUUAAGAACACAUACAGGAGAAAAAUCUUAUCAUUGCUCUCAUUGUGAGAAGAGAUUUUGUUACAAGAGCGAACUUACUCGUCAUACAAGAACACACACAGGAGAAAAGCCUUAUCAUUGCUCUCAUUGUGAGAAGAGAUUUUCUAACAAGACCAAUCUUACUCAUCAUUUAAGAACACAUACAGGAGAAAAAUCUUAUCAUUGCUCUCAUUGUGAGAAGAGAUUUUCUAACAAGACCAAUCUUACUUGUCAUAUAAGAACACACACAGGAGCAAAGCCUUACAGUUGCUCUCAUUGUGAGAAGAGAUUUUCUGUCAAGGGCACUCUUACUCAUCAUAUAAGAACACAUACAGGAGAAAAAUCUUAUCAUUGCUCUCAUUGUGAGAAGAGAUUUUCUAACAAGAGCAAUCUUACUCGUCAUAUAAGAACACACACAGGAGAAAAGCCUGACAGUUCUCAUUGUGAGAAGAGUUUUUCUGUCAAGAACACUCUUACUCGUCAUAUGACCAACCCUGAUACAGAUCGAGACCAACGUGCGAUAUCAGGUCAAACCUUAAUGGUCAAACAGAAAAAUGAAGACAUGACCAACCCUGAUACAGAUCAUGACCAAUGUACUAUACAAGAUGAGAUUGAGAGUGAAGAGGACAAGAGACUAUCGCCCAUGAUAGAAUGCAGUGAAGAGAAGUCAUAUCGGUGUUUACAAUGCAGUAAGAUAUUCACGGAUGAGAGCACUUUAAUUCUACAUCUGAAAGCAUGCUUUGGAGAAGAGGGAUCAGUUAGCAGUCUGAGAACAAAGUUAGAUAUGAGCUUUAAGUGCCCCCAUUGUGAUAAGAAUUUUGAAUCCCAGGAUCAUCUUAUGACCCAUGUGAGCACACACACUGAAGAAGAGUUUUAUCAUUGCUCUCAUUGUGAGAAGCGAUUUUCUAACAACAGCAAUCUUACACUUCAUAUAAGUGCACACACAGGAGAAAAAAUUUAUCAUUGCUCUCAUUGUGAGAAGAGAUUUUCUAGUAGCAGUAUUCGUUCCCGUCAUAUAAGAAGACACAUGGGAGAAAAGCCUUACAGUUGUUCUCAUUGUGAGAAGAGAUUUUCUAGUAGCAGUAUUCGUACCCGUUAUAUAAGAAGACACCCGGAAGAAAAACCUUAUAGUUGUUCUCAUUGUGAGAAGAGAUUUUCUAACAAAACCAAUCUUACUCGUCAUAUACGAACACAUACAGGAGAAAAAACCUAUAAUUGCUCUCAUUGUGAGAAGAGAUUUCGUUACAAGAGCCGUCUUGCAACCCAUAUUAAAACACACACAGGAGAAAAACCUUAUCAUUGUUCUCAUUGUGAGAAGAGAUAUUCUGUCAAAAGCAAUCUUACUCAUCAUUUAAGAACACUUACAGGAGAAAAAUCUUAUCAUUGCUCUCAUUGUGAGAAGAGAUUUUGUUACAAGAGCGAACUUACUCGUCAUACAAGAGCACACACAGGAGAAAAGCCUUAUCAUUGCUCUCAUUGUGAGAAGAGAUUUUCUAUCAAGGGCACUCUUACCUAUCAUAUGAGAACGCAUACAGGAGAAAAGCCUUAUCAUUGCUCUCAUUGUGAAAAGAGAUUUUCUAACAAGACCAAUCUUACUCAUCAUUUAAGAACACAUACAGGAGAAAAAUCUUAUCAUUGCUCUCAUUGUGAGAAGAGAUUUUCUAUCAAGGGCACUCUUACUCAUCAUAUGAGAACACAUACAGGAGAAAAAUCUUAUCAUUGCUCUCAUUGUGAGAAGAGAUUUUGUUACAAGAGCGAACUUACUCGUCAUAUAAGAACACACACAGGAGAAAAGCCUUACAGUUGUUUUCAUUGUGAGAAGAGUUUUUCUGUCAAGAGCAAUCUUAAUCAUCAUAUACGAAUACAUACAGGAGAAAAAAAUUAUCAUUGCUCUCAUUGUGAGAAGAGAUUUUCCAGAAAGAGCAUUCUUACUCGUCAUAUAAGAACACACACAGGAGAAAAGCCUGACAGUUCUCAUUGUGAGAAGAGUUUUUCUGUCAAGAACACUCUUACUCGUCAUAUGACCAACCCUGAUACAGAUCGAGACCAACGUGCGAUAUCAGGUCAAACCUUCAUGGUCAAACAGAAAGAUGAAGGCAUGACCAACCCUGAUACAGAUCAUGACCAAUGUACUAUACAAGGUCAAACCAUUACCGUCAAACAGGAAGUAAACGAAGACAUGACCAACCCUGAUACAGGUCAAGACCAAUGGACCACACAAGGUCAAACCUUAAUGGUCAAACAGAAAGAUGAAGGCAUGACCAACCCUGAUACAGGUCAAGACCAAUGUACUAUACAAGAUCAAACCAUUACCAUCAAACAGGAAGUAAACGAAGACGUGACCAACCCUGAUACAGGUCAAGACCAAUGGACCACACAAGAUCAAACCAUUACCAUCAAACAGGAAGUAAACGAAGACGUGACCAACCCUGAUACAGGUCAAGACCAAUGGACCACACAAGAUCAAACCAUUACCAUCAAACAGAAAGAUGAAGGCAUGACCAACCCUAAUACAGAUCAUGACCAAUGUACUAUACAAGAUCAAACCAUUACCAUCAAACAGGAAGUAAACGAAGACGUGACCAACCCUGAUACAGGUCAAGACCAAUGGACCACACAAGAUCAAACCAUUACCAUCAAACAGGAAGUAAACGAAGACGUGACCAACCCUGAUACAGGUCAAGACCAAUGGACCACACAAGAUCAAACCAUUACCAUCAAACAGAAAGAUGAAGGCAUGACCAACCCUAAUACAGAUCAUGACCAAUGUACUAUACAAGGUCAAACCAUUACCAUCAAACAGGAAGUAAACGAAGACGUGACCAACCCUGAUACAGGUCAAGACCAAUGGACCACACAAGGUCAAACCUUCAUGGUCAAACAGAAAGAUGAAGGCAUGACCAACCCUGAUACAGAUCAUGACCAACCCUGAUACAGGUCAAGACCAAUUUACCACACAAGAUGAGAUUGAGAGUGAAGAGGACAAGAGACAAUCGCCCACGAUAGAAUGCAGUGAAGAGAAGUCAUAUCGGUGUUUACAAUGCAGUAAGAUAUUCACGGAUGAGAACAGUUUAAUUCUACAUCUGAAAGCAUGCUUUGGAGAAGAGGGAUCAGUUAGCAGUCUUAGAACAAAGUUAGAUUUUUGAAUAAGAUUUUUUUAGAUAAGAUUUUUGAAUCCCAGGAUCAUCUUAUGACCCAUGUGAGCACACACACUGGUGACAGCCCGCUAGACCGAGGGCCCGCGAGACCGAAGGCCCGCGAGGCCGAAGGUCCGCGAGACCGACUUUUUCCCCUUCAUCGGUUGCCGCGGUCGAGUGGUUUAAGGCGCCUCGUUGCAGUGGCGUAACAGGUGCCUGUUAUCAGAGGGGGGGGGCAGAGCCAAAUAUUUCCAAGUAAUUCCGUCUAGAAUGAACAUGCGCGUGCGUGUUUCAGAUUUAGACAUAGAAUCUAGGCAUUCUAAAUACAUCUUUUAUCAUGAAAAUAAAGGUGAGUGCGAAGCGCGAGCUUAAAAUAUUUGAUAUUCCGAUCUGAAAAAGGGGGUCAAUUUCAGCUUUAUAUUUCAAACACUUUGUAGGAAAAUUGUAAGGUGGAUAUAAAUCGCACUUGAUAAAGAGCUGAUAUUUUUCAUUAUUACUUUGAGUUUGGGACAAAGGACCAUGACAUCCUUAGGACAUGUUAUCAUAUGAAUAUGAUGACUAUAUGUCUUCCUAUUCAUCUUGCUAAGCGCGAGAUUAAACAAAAGGGACAAUUAAAAUAUUAAAUUGAUACCUUUUUUAUUAAUGCAUAAUGAGGGCGCGGAAUCUGAUAUUAUGGCCUGAACAAUGUACAUUUCAAGCACUUUUAUAAUUUUGAAUAGGAUGCUUCAUUAAUCAUUUGAUAUAUUUUUAACCAUUAAUGCGAGCGCAAAUCGGGAGCCGAAAUUCUUUUAUAAACUGCCAUGAAAAGGGGAUUUUAAGUAGUUUGUUGAGACAUAAAUAACUUGCAAAUGAAAAUGCAAGCAUGGCAGCGCUAACUGAUACGUUUUGACAAUCAGACCUGAAAAGGGAUAUUUUGAAAACUUUAGGGAAUACAUGAGAAUAAUAGGUACCUGAUAAAUCAAUUUCGCGAGCGCGCACCGCGAGCAAAAAAUGUUAAUAUUCAGACCAUAAACUGACAUUUUUACAGCCGAGCACUUUUUUAACAAUCAAUUUGUAAAUCACACAAAUUAAUGAAAGUUCGAUUUCCAAGGAGAAAUAUGUUUUGUAUAUUGACUUCUAAACUUGAUAUUUAAGCUCCAUGUUGUUGAACAAGAUAUGUGAAUCUCCUGACAGGCAAUGUGAGCGCAAAGCGCGAGCGAAAAUUUUGUACAGUGACAUGAAAGAUUUUUUUUCAAGUCUUCCUCUCAUCUUAUUUUAUUCACUCGUCUUCCUACUCUUCUUUUUUCUCCUCUCUUUUCCCUCCUUUUUUCUUCUUUCUUUCCUUUUUUUGGCUCCGCCAAAAGGGGGGAGCCGGGCCCCUCUGGACUCGCCUAUUGGGGGGGGGAUAAAAACUCGAUCAUCCCCUACUCCUCAAAGUGGAUUUACGCCGGUGUACUCAACACACCCUUUCGAGACAAGCCCCCCCUCCCCCGCCCCCCAGUUCCCAUGAAUAGGUGUUUAUUAAUUUAUCUUGAGUUGAGUUUAUUAACAACAUUAACAUAUUUAUUAUGUAUGAUACAUGUUUACAAGAAUGUGUUUGUAUAAAACAUGAAUCAUAUAAAUGCAAUUCAUAAUAUAAGCAUAGUCUAUAUAAGAACACAAUGUGAUACCGCGUGUGAUAUCAGCAUAUAAUACAAAAGAUUCAAAGUGAUGCAGUUUCACCUGACAAGAAGCAAAUCACCAUAAAAAUUGAUAUUAUGCAUAAACAUAAAUUAUAAAUGGUAUGGGUGAUUUUGUACCAAAAGAAAUGCUGUUAAAGGGAGAACCAGAAGUUAGCACAAGUGCUAGUUGAGAAUGGUUUCCUCAAAAGGAUCAAAGUGCAAUGUAUCUACUCUACUAAAACAAGUUUCUUUUAUUUCUUUUCCCAAAGUCAUGUCAAUCAUCAAACUUCAUUAAUCAAGUGAGUUUUCAUAUUUUUACGAAAUGAAAACCAUGUUCUCGAAUACUCUGGGGCAAACUAUUCAAAAACUUCGCUCCAAUAAAAUAUAUAGAAAAAGUGCCAUGUGUAGUGUUACAUUUGGGGAGUCUUAGCAUGGAAUGUUCUCCCCGCUCUCAAGCCAUCCUGUCGGGAUAACUGGGGAGGGGGGGUGGGGGGUUCUCUCAGUAAGGUGCGGCCAUCCCCGCUCUGCUCACCCACCCUUUCGACACUUUGACAAUCCCUCCCCCCUUGCUCUCACUUUGUUUGCUUUUGUUUUGUGUUGUAUUUUUUUUUUUUUGUCUCCAGCCCGGUUGAAGAAUUAAUGUGUGUUUUUUUUUCUUUGGGGGGGGGGGGGGGGAAUACCCCGCCCCUUCUGGCUAUGUAAUGACGCAAUCGAUCCGCAUCUUUCAGUUCUUGUAUAAGUCUCGAAAUCACGAUGAUCUGUCAUCAUCUGUGGGAUUACCCAGUAAGGUGGGGGACUGAGGUCAUGCGGCAUGUUAUCUUUUAAUGGAACUUUAUACAGAAUACUUACCCUCAUCCUAUUUGGACGAGCCCCAUCCUCAACUUGGAAAAUAUUUGUCGUUCCUUGUCCCUGACAUUGCUUCCUCCAACUCCUUUUAUUACAAUGCUAUAAAACAUUGGAAUUCCCUUCCCAAUGAUAUAAAGGAAAUAGGAAACUUUUUGCAUUUUAAGAGGAAAUUGAAAGAAUAUCUUUCACUUGAGAGUCAAAAAGAAGAUGCAAAUGAUAUGUUGUACGGUUGAUUUAGCCUGAAUACUGACCUAGUUCUUUUCUCUUCUCUACCAGGUAUUAUUAUGUAUUUUACAUAGUUUGAUUGAAGCUUCGAUAUGUCCUUCUAUUCUUUCUAUUUCUUUUAUCACUUCCUAUUCUCUUCGUGUUGUUAUUGUCGUCACGUUUUUGCUGUUGUUCUUCUCCUUAUUUAUUUUCCUUCGUUAUCGGUUUCUUCCGUCUCUUUCUACUCCUCGUCCCCUCUCUUCUUCUGUUCCUCCUCUUCCUUCUCCUUCUUUUCUUCUUCUUCUUCAUUAUAUUCUUGUAUAUAUCUUAUUUAUUGUCUAUAUAUCUUAUUUAUUGGUAAUAGUAAAUUCUGAUUUUUUUUCCUUCAUUAUUAAUAUGUAAAUAGUAUAAUUUUACAAUUUUAUUGUCUUAAUUCUGAAUAUUGAGGACCCCACUGGAAAUAAGCUUUCGAGCUUUCGUGGGUCAUCCUGUGCAAGCCUGUUGUUUUAAUGCUACUGUAUAUAUGUUAUGGUGACUUGCCAAAUAAAAUCAGUCAACAACGCCACAAUAUAGAUGCCACAUUUACUUUGUUUUUGUGAUAUAUGUGCCCAUUAGCAACUAGAACGAGCCCCUCCCAAUCCCGGCUUUGACACAUGCGUCUAAUUCUUGAGCCAUUUUGACAGAAGAUAAAAUGAAAGAUAAAAUGAAAGAUGUGCCCGUUCUCAAGUGCAUGCCAUUGGUCAAGUGGGAUUGUACAUAUCGGGAAUGUUAAUUUCGUCUUGAGUCUGCCAGAAGGGCGUUAACUCCCGCUCACACCGUACAAUUCACAUAGAGAGCGUUCAAGCUAACGCCCUUCUGCCAGACAGAAAAAUUGAAAUUGGAGCUCGCGCAUGCUACCCUUCGCCCUUCUGCCGCCUUUUCUGCCAGCUGCAUGAACUUUUCUCACCGUAUUCUAGGAAAAUACGCAUGAAGUUGAUAAUUUGUUGGCCUGAGCAAUGCGACAACGGUCACAAGUUCACGCUAAAGUGAUUCAUAAAUAUUCAUGAGGUUGCAUCAAGAGUGACUGUUCUGAAAAACUGACUCGUUGGAAGGUUAAAAUGGACCCCCCCCCCCAAAAAAAAAAGAAACAGAAGAACAAAACAAACUAACAAUUAAACUGCUGGGAAGAGACGGAGAGUCUAAGUGGACAAUCUCCAAGUCAAGUAGACAUGUGAGAUAAGUUGAUUUUGAAUUAAUGCUGCUGCUGCUAUCAUAACAAAAAUAGUAACAACAAUAAUUUAAAAAAAAUGGGUUUUAGGACAACUCCCGGGGAGGAUUACCCCUCCGGAGGGCGACUCCCACAUGAAAACUCCCCCGGAGGACCAUUCCUCGAGGACAGGCUUCCCUGAGGAAUACUGAUUUAAACCGGCACUCUUAAUUGAGUGACAAGUUAAUGUACGUUCUUUUCUUUAAAACUUUCACCUUUUUCUUCUUACUUUUGGUUGUUUAAAUGAAAAAAAAAUGUUAAGACAUGUAAGAUAAGAUUGCCCACAAUGAAGGUUCAAUGUUCCAGGCGGGUGUUUCAUAAAGCUGUUCGUAAAGUUACGCAUAACUUUACACACGACUGGAACAUGUUCUUAGGUCAUAUAUCAAUUAUACAGGGAUAUCAUUUUGCACAAGAAAGGAUCACCAGUCGUGCGUAAAGUCAUUCGUAUCUUACGAACAGCUUUAUGAAACACCCACCAGGUGUAUGUAUUUCCACAAUAUUUCCAGUUUUUUGUUAUACAUUAAAUGCACAAGAUCAUGAAGCAGAAAUGCGAUAAAAAUAAACGUUAAAUGAGUAGAGGUAAUGAUUAAGUAGUGUCAGUGAAAUUAGGCAACGUAAGUUUCUACUGUAAGUAUCGGAAACACUCCCCCCCUAAGAGAGCCCUUUCAUGCGCGCAGUAAGUGUUUUCCACGAUUCGCUGUUCAGUACAGCCCACUACCGGGAAAUGUUUUGGCUCUACCCCCCCCCCCCCGAAAACAGGCAUACGCCGCUUCAACGAGGCGCUUUAAACCACUCGUCACCUGAUAAAGGAAAAAAGUCGGUCUCGCGGGCCCUCGGUCUCGCGGACCCUCGGUCUCGCAGACCUUCGGUCAAGUGGUCGGACCCCCACACACUGGAGAAGAGUUUUAUCAUUGCUCUCAUUGUGAGAAGCGAUUUUCUUGCAAGGUCAAUCCUAAUUGUCAUAUAAGAACACAUACAGGAGAAAAACCUUAUCAUUGUUCUCAUUGUGAGAAGAGAUUUUAUUACAAGAGCGAUCUUACAACUCAUAUAAGAACAUACACAGGAAAAAAGCCUUAUUAUUGCUCUCAUUGUGAGAAGAGAUUUUCUCACAAGGUCAAUCUUACCCGUCAUAUACGAACACAUACAGGAGAAAAAACUUACAGUUCUCAUUGUGAUUAGAGAUUUUCUCAAGAGCGCUCUUAAUCAUCACAUAAAAACACAUACAGGAGAAAACACUUAUCAUUGCUCUCAUUGUGAGAAGAGAUUUUCUGACGAACAAUCUUACUCGUCAUAUAAGAAGACACACGGGAGAAAAGCCUUACACUUGCUCUCAUUGUGAGAAGAGAUUUUCUGACGAACAAUCUUACUCGUCAUAUAAGAAGACACACGGGAGAAAAGCCUUACACUUGCCCUCAUUGUGAGAAGAGAUUCUCUGUCAAGAACACUCUUACUUGUCAUAUAAGAACACAUAAACUGAUAAAAAAACCUAUCAUUGCUCUCAUUGUGAGAAGAGAUUUUCUGAUAAAAGCAAUCUUACCUGUCAUAUAAGAACACACAGGAGAAAAAACUUAUCAUUGCUCUCAUUGUGAGAAGAGAUUUUCUGACGAACAAUCUUACUCGUCAUACAAGAAGACACACGGGAGAAAAGCCUUACACUUGCCCUCAUUGUGAGAAGAGAUUCUCUGUCAAGAACACUCUUACUUGUCAUAUAAGAACACAUAAACUGAUAACAAAACCUAUCAUUGCUCUCAUUGUGAGAAGAGAUUUUCUGAUAAAAGCAAUCUUACCUGUCAUAUAAGAACACACAGGAGAAAAAACUUAUCAUUGCUCUCAUUGUGAGAAGAGAUUUUCUUGCAAGACCAGUUUUACUCGUCAUAUUUUUUUUUUUUUUUUUUUAUUCAUUUUAUUCAAUCAUUUAAAAAAUCAAUAUACAAACCAAAAUAUAUACAAAUCAUACAUGAAUGUAACAGUAUAGUUUAAAUGAUUAGGGUGCCCCUAAAAGCAAAAGCUUGAUGAGUGGGACACCCAAUACAUAUAUAUAUAUAUAUAAGCGUACAUAAAAGUGAAAAGGUAACAAUAAUAAACACAAACAAUACAUAAGAAAAUAAGACGGUAAACCUACAGGGGAGAGGAGGGGGGGGGGGGGUCAGGAAAAGGGUGUGAAAAUGAAUUGUGUGAUUAAUUGGCAUACAUAAUUACAAGUGAACUUUUGAGUUUUGUUUUAAAUGCAGUAACAUUUGUGCUAGAAAUUACAUUGGAAGGGAGGGAAUUCCAUAUUCGAGGACCAGUGGAUUUAAAUGAAUGAAGGGUUGAUUGAUUGAAUGCUACAGGAUAAUGGAAUUUAGAGUGGGAACGAGUAUUGUAUUGAUGGUAGUCUUCAUUAAAUUUAAAUAGAUUAAUCAUAUUAAGGGGUGCUAAGUUGUGAUUUACGUAGUACAUUAGAAUUGCAAUUUGAAUUUUAUGAAUAUCAAAAACUGUCAAGGUGUUUAAUCUAAAAAAUAAGGGGCGUGACGGAGCUAGGUAGUGGGAGUUAGAACAAAUACGUAAAGCCUUUUUUUGGAGUAUGUGUAUGGGGUUUAGUUUUGUAGUGCCACAACUUGCCCAAGUGAUAUUACCAUAAUAUAUAUAAGGAAGCAAUAAGGAAUUGUAGAGCAUAAGCAAAUGUUUUUCUGUAAGAUUAUUACGUAAUUUAGCUAAUAUACCUAUAUUUUUUGACAUCUUAUUACUAACAAAAAAGCGGUGUUCAUCGUAAGACAAUUUGUCAUCAAGUACAAAUCCUAAGAAUUUUACGGAAUUUACUAAUAUAAGAACACUUACAGGAGAAACCCCUUCAUAUGCUGUCUUUUUUAGAAAGAAUUUUCCAGAAAGAGCAAUCUUCCAAGAACUCAUACGGGAGAAAAUUUUCAUCGCUAAAAACAAUUUGGUUCUUGCUAUAGGCCUAUUACUAUUAUUGUUUUGAGUGAAACAAAUAUACUCUAUCAAUGAUAUAGUUAAAGUAAGUGUUGAUUCAUUCUAUUACGAAGCAAACAUAAAAUAAGUAAGAAAGUUAUAUGACAUAUUUAAUUUUCAUUUAAUUUCACCAAAAAGUUAUAUUCACAUCUUGGUUGGAAUGCAAAUGAGGGGACUGAUAACAUUACUCACCCGCCUCUAUAUUUUGUAUUUCAUUAUAUGAAAUAUUCCAAUUUACUUCCUGUUUUACUGUGAAAAAAGUUGUAUUCCUCCCUGAACAUGUCAGAUUACCAUUGUUUUAACAUUUUAUGGUUCAGUAAAGUUGGUCCUUAUUGUCACAUCUGAUCAUCGGCUCUCUCAUUUGCAUGUCACUGAGUUGUGCAUAUAUAACUGUUUUGUGUAAAAUAAGUGAAAAUUUAAGUUGUAACUUUGAUAUUUUACAUCUGAUUUUGAUCAAAUUUUCAGCAUUAUGCUUGUAGUAUUUUUUUACGCCUGUCCUAGAUGGGACGUAUUAUGGUAUCACGCUCAGUGUACGUAGUAGUUUUCCUUGUAAGUGUGACAACUUCAGUUUAACCCUAAAUCUCCCAGGGUAUUUUUAUUCUUGUCAUUCCCAGGGGGGGGGUGGGGGCAUUUGGCCCCCUUAAGAUCUCAGCCGCGGAUUGCGCGAUCACAACGAAAAUUUGCAUGAUGGUAUAGAAUGACGUAAUCUACGCAGUUGCAUGGGAAAAUUUCACUGAAUUCAUAUAUUUUAUUUUAUAUGAAUUAAUUAUGCUAAUUUAUUCAUGAAAUCAUACUGUUUGCUCUGAUUCACUAAAUAAAGCUCCUAGAAUGCUAUUUUUGGUGAAGAUAUUCUUUAUAGCAUUCCUAACAGUUGUGAAUGAAAAAAAUUCUGGUACCAAGAGCGAUUUCUUAUGUAUUUUAUUUUUUUAUUUUUUGUUUUUUAUUGUUUUUUUGAUGGAAAUCGUUCCAGACAUAAUUCUGAUCAUAAACAAGGCAAAAUUCAUUAAAUUUAAUCAGUAAAAGAAGAAAUAAUGAUACACUUAUGAAUUUUAGCUAAAUACACAAUUUGCAUUGGAUUUGUACAUGAAAUUAUGUUUUUUAGCAAUUUUGGGUCUAACAUGCAAUUACAUAAUGUUGGGUAAUGUCGUAACCGCGUACGCGAGCGUCACAAAUCUAAUAAAGUAAAAAAAAAAAAGUAAAGUCAGCGAGCGGCGAGGUAAACAAAUUUUGCGCAGCAGAUAUAUCGCGAAAAUUGUUGAGGGGGGGCAUUAUGGCCCCCCCCUCCCGGGAGAAUUAGGGUUAUUUUUAACCUAGGCUCAUAUGAUUUGAUGUGUAUGAUACUAGCAUUGAUCCCAGGGGGCCUGUUGAUUUUGAGGUCAAAAGGUCAAGGUCUGCAAUAACUUCAGUUUAACUUAACCUGGGCUCAUAUAAUUUGGUUUGUAUGAUACUAGCAUGGAUCCCAGCAAUUAUAUUGAUUUUGAGGUCCAAAGGUCAAGGUCACAGUGACAUACUCUUAUCUUAACCUUCCAGUGUUUCCACUCUUCCCAAAAUUCUGGAAAUUUUUACUUUUUCCAGGAAAGGUUCGGGAAAUGAAAAAAAUCCAGGAAAUUUCGGGAAUUCCGAAAAUUACAAUGUAGCAACUAUUAAUAUUCAGGUAAUAUUUGAAUAAUCUUUUACCCCCAUACUAGCUCAAAAUCCAAGUUGGUUGGUGAAGAUUUCUUAAAUUAAAGUUCACAAUGAUAGCGAUGAAGAAACAUCUUGAAGCAUGAUGCAUGAUGAAUAACAAGAGUCACUUUAAAAAGUUGAAAUGUCCGUGAAGAUGAUGUUGAUGAUGAUUGAUAGUCAAUUUCAGCAAUCCAUGAGUUGAAAAGCAUUCAUUAAAACAGGUUGAUGAUCUCGAUGAGAACUGAGAAUUCCUCCCUCAAUGUAACUGCAAACAGUUCAUUGAUGGCAUGCAAACAAUUCCACAGAAGAUAAAUGUUGUGUUCCAGUUGGAAAUAAACUAUGCUCUGACAUAAAGUCUGGUGUGAAACUCUUAGUUCUGAUCUGAUAUAAUGAUGUCCUUGAAGAAAUUGCCAGCUUGUAUGUAUACAUAAAUAUUUACUAUUCUGGAAGCUUCUAGUAUUUAUUGUAUAUAUAUAUAUUGUCUUUAAAAAGAACAUUCAUUCUUUCUAGAAUAGUCCACUUCUCGAAGACUCUUGAACACCUCAAUGAAAUCAACAAUGUAAACAACGUAGCUAAUCUUACUGCCCUUUUCACUGCCACUAGCAGUCUAUUGUCUAUCUGAGUACAUUCCAGAAAUAACAAAGAUUACUCUCUCAUUAAAUAGCAUGCCUAUAACAAAGCUUUACUGAGACAUUCUGGAAUAUUCUUAUCAUUAUAUGCUAUGAAUAUCCUUAAAGAGGAAAUAACUUAAUGUAAUUGCUCUUACAAUUCUUAUACAUAACAAUGAUAUCAUUGGUUUGUGUUCGUCUUUGAAUUUCUGUAUUUCUUAUUUUGUCCCCCAGUGUAAUGUUCAUCAUUUUUUUUUUCUCCAUUGCCCUCUGUGUUGUACUUAUUUUUUGUUUGAGUUGUUUUGUUGUCAAUAUUCCCGAUCCGUAUGUCAUUGUUUGCAUAAUACAGGAAUUGAUGAGUUCCUUUCUAAGUACAAGUACUAUUGGUACCAAUGGUACGUACGGAGAAAGGUAUUAGUUUUAUGCCAUUCUAUACCAUUCUAAAGUACAAUUGGUAUUCUUUUAUAUCAAUGGUAAUGAGAAAGGUAUUCUGUUAUACCAUUCAAAGUACCAUUGUUAUUCUUUCAUACUGGUAUAAAAGAAUAACAAUGGUACUUUGAUUGGUAUAAAUACCUCAGUACUUUUUGCCAUUUUAUACCAAUGGUACUGAGAAAGGAAUUAUUGGCUUUAAAUGGACGAUUGUAAUUUCAAAUCAUUAGGACAAAGGUCAUUUGAGUUCGAUAAAGUUUGACCAUAUCGUGGUCCCGGUUGUGGUGUCAACAUGAAGAAAGACAGCAAAUGAUGACGAUUAUGAAUUGUUCAGAUAUUUUUUAAAUGGUCCUUAUUUGUAAAACUGAUAAAAUCAUUAUCGGUACAUCAGUGACCUACAUAAUUUCCGGUCACAAAGUCGGAGGUCAUCAAUUAACUUGGUUAACAUUUAUAUAUUAUUCAUUAUUUCAGCAGUAUGUAAUUGAAUUGGGUUUAAAUUAGAUCAAAUUUUAGGCUUCAUAUUUCAAUACGGUAUUUUGAGGGAAAGGUCAUUUUGUUAAAGAGCACAUUUCUUGGUUAAAGCACGAAUGGGGGAAAUCAAACGGGGUAUACAGAAAAUGUUUAAGGCCGGUGAAAUGAGAAUUGAAGCUAGUCAGUGGGACAGCCACAGCCCUGGCUUUUGGUGCUCUUGGAACAUUAAAUUGUUCAUUCAAGCGUAAUUAAAUAAAAGGGGAAAAUAUUUGAUAUUUCAGUGUCACAAAGUCAACACUGUUUCUAUAUUGAAUUGCGUAAUACAGAUGAGACCGCUAUAUGCUUUCUACAUUGUUAUUUUUUUUUAAACCUUCAAACUGUGCCUUCAUAAUUGAUGCUAAUCCCAAGGUGAAGCAAUGUCAAGUGUAAGUGUCAAAGUUUCAUGGACAAAGAAUUGACAAGCUGCAUGCAUAAUAUCCAAAUGUAGUAGCAUCAUAAUUUCAUUGGCAGUGAGUUAUUGAAAAGAAAGUAUUGGAUUCAGAGUGUGCUGUUAUAUUUUCAUAGAUGAAUAAUUAUUUGAAAACUAUUUAAUUUCAAAGUGUACCAUGACAAUUUCAUAGCCAAAGAAUUAUUGAAUACUAGAUAUUGGAUUUCAAAGUGUAUUGUUAUAGGUUCAUACACAAAGAAUGGUUGAAAAAGUAUUGAAUUUCAUAGUGAACUAAUUUCAUUGACAAAGAAUAAUUGAAAAGCUAUGUAAUUUCAAAGUGUACCAUGAUGAUUUCAUAGACAAAAAAAAAUAUUUGAAAGGUAGUUAAUUACAAAGUGUACUGAUGUAGUUUACAUACACAAAUAAUCGUUGAAAAGGUUUCAGAUUUCACUGUGUUCUGUUUUAGAUGUGUAAACAGAGAAAUAUGGCAAUCAAAGGUUGUCAAGAUGCAACUGUUAAAAUCUAGAAUCUUACAUAUUAAAGGGGAAGUUCACCCUUGUUCUACAUGUAUACGUAUCUCAGUUUGUAUGGUUUGUUUUGGUUCUGAUUUAGAUUCACUGUACCUUAUAAAGUGUAAAACACUCUACACCAUGUGUGGUUUUAAUCCACUGUUCAUGCAAAUAAUUUGAAUACAAUAAACUGUGGUCUCAUUAUUUUAUGUCCUUUAUUUAUCCCUUGAAUGCUUUAGCGCCUAUACAGCGGCUCAGCUACAGCCAGGGUAAUUAUGAUGCCAAGUAUCAAGCGCAGUAUAGUAUAUGCAAUUAUAGUAGCUGCUUUAUACAAAUGGAACAUAUUAUUAAAUAAAACUUGUAGGAUGCCUAAAUCAUAGCAACAACCGUGAGCUGUUUAGGCCUAGUAUUAAAGAAAACCCAUAAAGAAAUUCUAUUUUUAUAAUAUUUUGUAUGUCAACAUUAUUAUUGUGUGAAGUACUAGUAAUCAUAGCCCUUACCUGCCAUUUGUUUCUAGUUUGUGUGUACUACAUGUAUUGAAAAUGAAAUUUACUGACAUGAUUUAUUUCAACCUAUGAGUAGUGGAAAAUAUCCAGAAAUUUUAGCAACCAGGAAUUCCCUGUUACAACUCUCUGGAUGAAUUUCUUACAUGAGAUGCUAACGAGGUGUUUCACGCAGAUUGAAGUCUGAACUUCAUAUUGUCAUAUGUGUGUAGCAUCUUGCAUCUCUGCAUUCGUCAGGGUGACACAACAUUUGCUCCAGCGACAAUUGCUCUGGGCUUAUUUUCGUCUAAGAUGUAGGGGUAGGGUUACAAUAGGGUUCUAUGUUAGGGUAGGGUAUAGUGUUAAAUCCAGGGUUGAAGUUGGUCAUUCGAUUAGUGUGUGGAAUUAAGAGCAGAUCAAUUGUCGCAAGAGCAAAUGUCAUGGAACCGUCGUCAGAUCAUGCUUUGAGUACAUGGGUGUUCAUAAGUGAGAUUACACAUCAAAAUCAGAUAGAUGUCGGCAUUCAUCGAGAGUUGAUAAUUAUUUGCUGAUCCCAGACUCGGGGAAAGGUAUUUGCAAAUUAAUGCCUGUAUAAACAGAGACAUCUCGGGAGAGAGCAAACUCGGCUUACCAUUGAGAUUAGAAAGUAAUUGCAGCAAAUAUUUAAAAUAAUAAUAGCUGGAUUUACAAAGCGCUUUUUGCCUGAGGAUACAAAGAGCUGCUACUAUUACCCCGGCUUUAGCUCGAGCCACCAUCACCGGCGCACAGUGCAUGCAAGUAAUUACUCCUGUUGGGUACCCAUUCACCUCACCUGGGUCGAGUGCAGCAGUGUGGACAAAAUUUCUUGUUGAAGGAAAACACGCCAUGAGAAAGUUUUUAAAAUCAAGGUCAAUUACCACAAAUUUUCAUAGAUCCAGAUCUGGUGAAUUGAAAUUAACUCAUCUUUUUGAAAUCAUGAAAUCUUAGCUGAAAACCGAUAAUUCUUACACGAAAACCGAUAAUUCUUACACAAAAAGGCAUAUGUUGGACAGUGUAUAUAUAUAUAUAUUGCUUGGAAAAGUACCUGAUAUUUUAUGGAAUUCUAUGCUUAUUUUGCUCAUUUUUCUGCAAUUACACAUUUUUUUCUAGAGCCAUUUGGCAUAUAUUUUUUAUUUAGACAUACAAACACCAGGGUGGUCUGGUCAUUUUAUUGGAAUUUUUUGAACUCCUUGAGAUCGUUACCACAACUGGUGUUUAAACUUUAUCUUUAAGUUGCUUUGAUCUUUGUGAAACUGUACCCUUUGAUUAUAUAUUUUGUUAUGUGGUUGGUUUCUAACUUAUCAAAAUAUCUACUUGUAAUUAUAUGAACUUGAUCUCUUGCCACUGUACAUUAUAAAUACUAAUGUGAAUGGUUUAUUUUUCUUGAGUAUUAGAUUAUAUUCAGGACAGAGUUUGAGGAAAGACUAUAAAAUCUGCCCAAAGUAUGUUACUGUUGAUUGAUUUGUGUAUAAAGUCAAUUUAGUCUGAAAUGUUACUUUCAAUCAAUUUUUGUCUCGCCCACCGGAGGUGAAGGCGAGACUUAGGGAUCCAAAUGUCGUCCGUCCGUCCGUCACAAACCUAAUGACACAUAACUCCACAACCGUAAGUCGAUUUUCAACCAAACUUGGAUGGUAGAUGGACUUGGGGGACCUGCAUGUUAUGCUGCAGUCAGAGGUCACAUGGUAAGGUCAAAGGUCAUUUUCAGGUCAACGUUAAAGUUUACAUGCAAGACUCUCUUAGGACACCUAACUCCGCAACCGUAAGUCGCUUUUCAACCAAACUUGGAUGGUAGAUGGACUUGGGGGACCUGCAUGUUAUGCUGCAGUCGAAGGUCACAUGGUAAGGUCAAAGGUCAUUUUCAGGUCAACGUUAAAGUUUACAUGCAAGACUCUCUUAUGACACCUAACUCCGCAACCGCAAGUCACUUUUCAACCAAACUUGGAUGGUAGAUGGACUUGGGGGACCUGCAUGUUAUGCUGCAGUCGGAGGUCACAUUCUAAGGUCAAAGGUCAUUUUCAGGUCAACGUUAAAGUUUACAUGCAAGACUCUCUUAUGACACCUAACUCCGCAAUCGUAAGUCGCUUUUCAACCAAACUUGGAUGGAAGAUGAACUUGGGGGACCGCAUGUUAUGCUGCAGUCGGAGGUCACAUUCUAAGGUCAAAGGUCAUUUUCAGGUCAACGUUAAAGUUUACAUGCAAGACUCUCUUAUGACACCUAACUCCGCAAUCGUAAGUCGCUUUUCAACCAAACUUGGAUGGUAGAUGAACUUGGGGGACCGCAUGUUAUGCUGCAGUCAGAGGUCACAUGGUAAGGUCAAAGGUCAUUUUCAGGUCAACGUUAAAGUUUACAUGCAAGACUCUCUUAUGACACAUAACUCCGCAACCGCAAGUCGAUUUUCAACCAAACUUGGAUGGUAGAUGAACUUGGGGGACCUACAUGUUAUGCUGCAGUCAGAGGUCACAUGAUAAGGUCAAAGGUCAUUUUCAGGUCAAUGUUAACGUUUACAUGCAAGACUCUCUUAUGACACCUAACUCUGCAACCGUAAGUCGCUUUUCAACCAAACUUGGAUGGUAGAUGGACUUUGGGACCUGUAUGUUAUGCUGCAGUCGGAGGUCACAUGGUUAGGUCAAAGGUCAUUUUCAGGUCAACAUUAAAGUUUAUGUGCAACAGUGCAAGGCUCUUAUGACAAGUGUUAUUCCAUUCCAGUCAUUUCACAAUGAAGUUUCGAUAUAAUUCUCUUCCGUGCCCUCGCAAAUCACGAUCAUUUUCAUAAGUGGGCGAGACACAAAAUUGCUUUUGCCUUGUUAUUUUCAGAAUUCUAGGAUUCAGAUCCAGCGAAAUGUAUUGUUGUACACAUGCAUGACCAAAUUAUUUCCAAACACCCCCAACAAGCUUUUUCUCUGUGUUCAAAAUAACCCCAUAAACAAGUUUUUUCGCAGGCUUUAUUUACACAUUUUGGCCCCCAAACAAGUUGUUGCCAGAAUAUGAACAUGGGGGAAAAGCUUAGGGAAAAACAUACCCUAAAAAGAUUUGGCCAUGCAAUUAAUCAUUGACCAGUCUUUCAAAAGCACCCUAUUUCUUGAAAAUACCCUUAACGAGUGCACAUGAAAACUGAGAAAACACCCCUUUAAACACAUUUUUGGGGUCAUGCAUGUGUAGAGCAAUAUAUUUGACUGCCCCUCACCUGGGAGUUAGUCUAACAGCCUAUACACUUAGUAGAUAUUAGACUAUUUGGUGUAACCUAACUGGAAAUCAGAUGAUGGUUAAUGGGCUAUAUUGUAAUUAGCUAGACCAAAUUUUUAGUAGAAAAACUGGUUGUAUGCGAAUUAGGAGUGAAUACAUUAACCUUGUAGCUCAUAACAGGAAUGUUAUUAGGGCCCUAAAACCAUCCAGGUUGUUUAAUUUGCUUAUCAAAAUUUAAGAAUGCUAUAUGGAGGUUGUUUGUUCUUAUCCAAUGUGAAAUAAAACAUUUAAUAUUUUCCUAAA
Messenger RNA from Lytechinus pictus (painted urchin), 19030 nucleotides. RefSeq names its product zinc finger protein 605-like. Gene Ontology annotation, biological process: regulation of transcription by RNA polymerase II. The coding region runs from base 155 to 3844 and encodes 1229 amino acids. The record is from RefSeq and is a predicted model, not a curated record. Gene Ontology annotation, cellular component: nucleoplasm; nucleus. The transcript has 18 exons. NCBI's taxonomy places the organism in Eukaryota, Metazoa, Echinodermata, Echinoidea, Temnopleuroida, Toxopneustidae. Gene Ontology annotation, molecular function: RNA polymerase II cis-regulatory region sequence-specific DNA binding; DNA-binding transcription repressor activity, RNA polymerase II-specific.